AAAUUUUGUUUGCGAUGAUAAAUUUCGUUUUAACUUUUCUAACUUUGACAUUUCUCCGUCUCUAAAUCACUCAACAACUGUUGUCACUACCAUUUGCAAUUUUCUCCAUCCACAAAAGACUUUAUGUCCUCUCUCAUGUCUUCUUCUUCCUCUUCUUCUUCCUCUCGGCCACGCACAUGGAGAUACAGUGUCUUCUCGAGCUUCCACGGACCAGACGUCCGUAAAACCUUUCUCAGUCAUCUACGCAAACAGUUCAACACCAACGGGAUCUCGAUGUUUGAUGAUCAAGGGAUUGAGAGAGGCCAAACCAUUGCCCCUGAACUCAUACGAGCCAUUAGGGAGUCGAGGAUCUCGAUCGUGGUACUCUCGAAGAACUAUGCAUCUUCCAGCUGGUGUUUAGAUGAACUGGUGGAGAUUUUCAAGUGCAAGGAAGAUAACAACCAAAUAGUGAUGACGGUUUUUUACGGUGGAGUAGAUCCAUCCGAUGUGCGGAAACAAACAGGAGAUUUUGGGAAAGUUUUCAAGAAAACUUGUACACGUAAAACCGAAGAGGAGAGGCGUAAAUGGAGUCAAGCUUUGACCGAUGCUGGCGACAUAGCCGGUGAACACUUUCUUAACUGGGACAAUGAAUCGGAGACGAUUGAAAAGAUUGCUAGAGAUGUUUCCAACAAAUUAAAUGCUACAAUUGUCUCUAACGAUUUUGAAGACAUGGUGGGUAUUGAAGCGCAUCUGGAGAAGAUGCAGUCUUUGUUACUUUUAGAUGAUGAGGAUGGAGUGAUGCUUGUUGUAAUCUGUGGCCCUGCUGGAAUUGGCAAGACUACAAUUGCCAGAGCUUUAUAUAGCCGACUUUCUAGCACUUUCCAGCUUUCCUGUUUUAUGGAGAAUCUUAGAGAAAGUUGUAACAGUGGUGGUCUUGACGAGUAUGGAUGGAAGCUGCGUUUACAAGAGCUACUUCUUUCAAAGAUUCUAAACCAAAAUGGUAUAAAGAUAAACCAUUUAGGUAUGAUGCCGCAAAGGCUCUGUGACCAAAAAGUUUUUAUCAUUCUUGAUGAUGUGGAUGAUCUGCAGCAACUUGAAGCCUUGGCUAAUGACACUAACUGGUUUGGUCAUGGAAGCAGAAUUAUCGUAACCACGGAAAAUCAAGAGCUUUUGGAGCAACAUGGUAUCAACAAUACAUACCAUGUGGACUUUCCACCUAAAGAAAAUGCUCGUAAGAUCCUUUGCAGAUAUGCUUUUAAACAAAGCUGGGCACCAUAUGGUUUCGAAAAUCUUGCCGAAAGAGCAACGGAGCUUUGUAGUAACCUUCCAUUGGGUCUCAGAGUCAUGGGUUCAAUGUUACGCGGAAAGAAAGAAGAUGACUGGGAAAGUAUGUUGCAAAGGCUAGAAAAAAGCAGUAUAUCAAAGAUCGAUGCAUUACUGAGAGUUGGAUUUGACAGUUUACAUGAGAGCGAUCAAACUAUAUUUCUCCUCAUUGCAGUCUUCUUCAAUUACGAAGAUGAUGGUCAUGUGAAAACAAUGCUCGCUGACAGUGGCUUGGAUGUCAGACUUGGGUUGAAAACUCUCGCCUAUAAAUCUCUCAUACAUUUAUCGACCAAAGGAGAAAUAGUGAUGCACAAGUUACUAAAACAAGUGGGUAUACAGGCGAUUCAAAGACAGGAGCCUAGGAAACGCCAAAUCCUAAUUGAUACUGAUAAUAUUCUCGAUGCUCUUGAAAACGAUUUUGGUAAUAGAAGUUUGAUGGGGAUAUCUUUUGAUAUAUCUACAAUCAAAGACAGCAUGGAUAUAAGCCCAAGAGCUUUGAAAAGAAUGCGCAAUCUUCGAUUUCUCUGGAUCUACAACUCAAGAUGGGAUACAAAUGUUAGAGUGCAUGUACCCGAGGACAUGGAUUUUCCACCUCGUCUGAAGUUAUUACAUUGGGAGGAAUAUCCAGGAAAGUGUCUUCCUCAUACACUUAGGCCGGAAAAUCUAGUGAAACUCUAUUUAGAAGAGAGCAAGCUCAAGCAUUUGUGGAAAGGAACCCAGCCUCUUGGGAAUCUCAAGAAGCUGAAUUUGAAUUCGUCUUAUAAUUUGGAGGAACUCCCAGAUCUUGGGAAUGCUACAAAUCUGGAGAUUUUGGAUGUGUGUAAAUGCCAGAGUUUGGUAGAGAUUCAUUCCUCAGUUGGAAAUCUUCAUAAACUAGAGAAGUUGAAGAUGAAUUACUGUGGAAAGCUACAGGUUGUUCCGAGUCUCUUCAACUUGGCAUCUCUUCAGUCAGUCUCGAUAGCAGGAUGCUAUCAAUUGAGGAAAUUUCCAGAUAUUUCGGCGACCAUCACAGAACUCAAAAUCAUAGACACAAUGUUAGAAGAAUUAACUGCAUCAAUUAGGCUCGGGUCUCGUCUUGAGGAUCUCUAUAUAGUUGGCAGUGUCAUUCCAAAUGAAUAUUUUUUGACACAUCCACAUGUGGCAAGAUUGAUGCUAGAGAAAAGUGGCGCAGAUAUUGAGAGACUUCCAGAUUGCAUCAAAGAUCUUCAUUGUUUAGAAGAUCUUUUUAUAAUCGGAUGUCCAAAGCUUGUAUCACUGCCAGAGCUUCCUAGGUCGCUCACGAGACUAGUAGUAUGGAAUUGUGAAUCACUGGAGACACUUGUACCUUUCCCUUCCGACUCUCAGAUUUUCAUUCUCUUUUUCCCCAACUGCUUCAAAUUGGGUCCAGAAGCAAGGAGAGUAAUUAUCCAGCAGCGAUCAUGUCAUCAAUUCUUACCUGGAAGAGAUAUACCUGCAGAGUUCACUCACCGGGCUAUAGGAAAAUCCUUGACCAUCACUUCAAAUGCCUGCGGCGGAUUUAGAAUGUGUGUCAUCUUUUCCCCUAAAUCAGAGAUGGGAGUUGCUAUUGAUAUAGACUUAAUGUGUCGCAUAAGCAUAAAUGGUUGCCCUAAGGAAAAUUGCAUAGUUUCUCUUGUCGGUGGAGUUCGAUCAGAACAUCUAGCUAUAUUUUACUCAGAAAUUCUUAGGGAAUACGACGAAGUUGAACAGUACAGCGAGAUAUUGUUCGAAUUCAGCAGCUCAUCCCAGGAUAUCGAAAUUGUUGAAUGUGGUGUCCAGAUCCUGGUAGAAGAAACCAAUUCAGAACAACUGUUGGACAACGACAAUGGAAGUCUCGCUGAUGAGAGCUUUGAGUUGGAUGCAUCACGAGUAAAGAUCAUUGAUGAUUUGCAUGGGAGCCUUGAAUUUGAUGCAUCAAGAGUAGAUACUGAUGAUGAUUUGCUAGGUUUAUUUGCUCCCACUUUUUUUUCCUUCGGAUUCUGAUUCCAAUUUUUUUUUUUUUUUUUCUUUCUUGAGUAUGUCAUUAUUUCACAUCAUUGUUUUCCUUCUGAAUUUGAUUACAAGUGUUCUAUUUCUGUAUAGUUUUAAGACUCGAGUAAUGUUAAUCUUGUUUUGAUUGACUUUGUAUCGACCCUUUUAGAAAAUGUUCACUAGUUGUGUAUGGACUUUAGCUA
Brassica oleracea var. oleracea is the source of this 3473-nucleotide messenger RNA. Its product is annotated as disease resistance protein RML1A-like. Lineage: Eukaryota; Viridiplantae; Streptophyta; Magnoliopsida; Brassicales; Brassicaceae. Gene Ontology annotation, molecular function: ADP binding. Gene Ontology annotation, biological process: signal transduction; defense response. The transcript is spliced from 4 exons. The coding region runs from base 124 to 3282 and encodes 1052 amino acids. The record is from RefSeq and is a predicted model, not a curated record.